This is a messenger RNA of Symbiodinium sp. CCMP2456, 2013 nucleotides long. The record is from the annotation of a GenBank genome assembly. NCBI's taxonomy places the organism in Eukaryota, Dinophyceae, Suessiales, Symbiodiniaceae.
AUGGAAGCCGGCAGACAACUGCUCUGUGCUUCGACAUUCAUCGGAUGCGACCCUGAAGGCGUUGAUCAUGCAGUUUCCAUGAUUGAGCCCCAGAGAAUGUCGAUAGGUGCCCUUGCGGAAGUAACGAUUGCAAAAUGCGGUAGAGUUCCGCCGGAUCUGAAUAUGGACUGGUUUGGCGUCUGCAGCAAUGCCAUCUUGGAGUGGACGGAGGCUGAGUACAUGUUGUCAGCUGAACGCUUUAUGACCCACUCUGGUCAGCCGCAGUUGCCUGAUGAUGCAGACAAGUUCAACCUUCGCAAGACCGACUCGGCUGCCGGAUAUGGUGCUGUUAUCUAUCCACCAGUCUUCAGCCCAGACAAGAUUUGCGAACUGAGUCGAGCAACUUUGCCGAGCAAAGACUCAAGGUUUGGCGCGCAGUCUGUAUUUAGUGGUGAAGCCUUUCACGAUGUCUCCUGGGUAGACGUUACAAACCUGCGGACCCGCCACUUAAGCAGCAUUUCGCUUCUGGAAAUGCUGGAGAAUGGGGCCGACUUUCAAACAAGACAUCCAUUUGGACUGUCGCGCGUCGCCGUGAACCUCGGAGGUGGAGACGGUGCUUGCAGGGUAGGGCACGGCCUGGACCCCGUGAAUUGCUUCUUCCCGCAAGGUUUUGGAGGCGUUGUGUUCGAAGCUAACAAAUCGCUGGAGCAAGCCUUACAGGACAAUCUGGCCCAGUUUGGGCCCAGUGUGCAGAUUGUUUUGGAAGAGGCCGCUGAAGAAACCGUGUCAGAGGUGCUUGAAGACUCGCUUUCCAAGCGACCUGCUCAAGUAGCGCGAGAUGAGGUGGAUAUAAUCAAAGUGGAUGUCGAUGGUCCUGACUGCCACCUGGUGCGAGGGCUCUCGCGAGCAGACUGGAAACCCAAGAUAUGGCACGUGGAGAUCAAUCCCCUGUUCCCACCAGGCAUUGCUGUGUGGCCACAGGGCCCCAUAUUGGGUUCUUCAACCACUGUGAACCGACAAGGAGACUUGAGCUCUGCAUUCUCGCGACGUGGAGCUAUGCAUGAGAAGCAGGCCUUGGUAGGAUGCUCGCUGCAAGCACUUCUGGAUUCGGUGGGACCGGAGUACGUCUUCGUCCACAUGGAGUUCGAAAAUGCGGUUUUGGUUCGGCAAGACAUCUCAACAGCACUGGAACCAUGGCUGUCAUCUCGUGACACAGUGCAGAAGUGGCGCGAUGGCUACUUCUGUCAUCCGAUGGCUCGUGUCCGAAUGCCGCAUGACUCUGAUCCGGACUCACUGUUCCUGCACUACGACUUCCGCAGAUGGGGAGAUCCGACUCUCUCCACUGAGCAGCUAGCACGUCUGGCGCAGGACUUCUUGGAUGCCUUCGUCCAGGAUGGAACUUACAGCUUCAACCCGGCAUCGCCAUCGUUUCGAACGGGGGCAGAGCCGGAUUCUCGAAGGCAACGUGCUCAUGUGGUACCUUACAUCGAGGACUCCAACUGUGAGUCGACGUCCAAAAGCUAUGUGUUUCAGUGGCGGCUCAUUUUGGAAAACUUAGAGCGUUUGCUGGCUUCUUGGGCGGCGGGCAACGGCCACGUGGAGGGCGUGCUGACCACCUUAGUGGAGAACUUUGCAAGCCAGCUCAACAUCGACAGGGCGUGGCCGAUCUUCAAGUCGGUGGCUGCCGCUGAGUGUCCUCUGGGCGGCAUUGCCAUUGCAACGGCCAUGCGAUGGCGCUGUCAGACAGACUUUUGGAAGGACAACCCUAUCUGCCCGGCCACUGCGGAUCUGUUUGCAGCAAUGGGUCGGCAGCUGCCGCUGGUGUUCCGCAACAGAUCCGGCCAACAAUCGGACGUGGACGUUGCCAGGUCUGCCUUUGCGGCGCCACUGGGCUGCGAGCCGAUGUUGUUGCGCUACAUCGAGACGUCGUUGCGAAGACUACCUUUGGAGAUGGUACUUCGGUCGAAGUGGCCAGUCUUCGAGUUGCUGAGUUCCAUGCACUCGGAGAGCGAGAGAUGGCAUUUGCCUAAGUGA